Messenger RNA from Anarrhichthys ocellatus (wolf-eel), 4755 nucleotides. It is a transcript of the gene kif15, whose product is annotated as kinesin family member 15. The record is from RefSeq and is a predicted model, not a curated record. The transcript is spliced from 35 exons. Gene Ontology annotation, biological process: microtubule-based movement. Gene Ontology annotation, molecular function: microtubule motor activity; microtubule binding; ATP binding. Lineage: Eukaryota; Metazoa; Chordata; Actinopteri; Perciformes; Anarhichadidae. Bases 82 to 4173 code for a protein of 1363 amino acids.
ACAGCGUCAGUCGUCCCUUUUCGACUGACUCUGUUAAUAAGUUAAUGUUACCACAUAACAUCCAACUUUUUUUUGUCAACAAUGAAUUCCAGCGGAAAAGGAUCUGGAGAUUCAUCUCAACUUGGUGCCAGCUAUGAUGGCGAUUCCAUCAAAGUUUUUGUGCGAGUACGACCUCUGACCCAGUGCUCCGGGCUGACCACAGAUGGAGAUCAGAAGCUGUGUCUCACAGUCACCUCACCCAACACCGUCCGUCUGCUAUCAAAACCAGAACCACGAACCUUCACUUAUGAUCAUGUUGCUGACAUGGACACAUCUCAGGAUUCUGUAUUCUCCAGUGUCGCCAAGAAUAUUGUUGAGUCUUGCAUGAAUGGAUACAACGGUACUAUAUUUGCCUACGGACAAACGGGCUCAGGGAAAACAUUCACCAUGCUCGGACCAUCUGAGUUGGAUAAUUUCACAGAUGAACUGAGGGGGGUUAUACCUCGAUGUUUUGAGUACCUGUUUUUUCUCAUCAACAGAGAAGUGGAAAAGUCGGGCCAGUCCAAGAGUUUCCUCUGUAAAUGUUCAUUUAUUGAGAUAUACAAUGAACAAAUCUAUGACCUUCUGGACACAGCCUCAGCCAGCCUGUACCUCAGGGAGAACAUCAAGAAAGGUCUUUUUGUUGAGGGCGCGGUGGAGAAGUUUGUCAACUCAGCUGCCGAAGCCUACCAGGUGCUGUCUAUGGGCUGGCGUAAUCGACGAGUGGCCUCCACCUCCAUGAACCGAGAGUCUUCCAGAUCUCACGCAGUGUUCACCAUGACUUUGGAGUCCAAGGAGGCCGUCAAUGAAGUGGUGAACAUCCGGAUGUCUCAGUUGAACCUGGUAGAUCUGGCCGGGUCUGAGAGGCAGAAAGACACACACACAGAAGGCUCCAGACUCAAGGAGGCCAGCAGCAUCAAUCGCUCCCUCAUGUGUCUCGGUCAGGUGAUAAUGGCACUGGUCGACGUGUCCAAUGGGAAGAACCGCCACAUCUGCUACAGAGAUUCUAAACUCACCUUCUUGCUAAGGGACUCUCUUGGAGGAAAUGCUAAGACUUAUAUCAUAGCCAAUGUACAUCCUGGUUCAAAGUGUUUUGGAGAAACGCUGUCUACCUUGCAGUUUGCUCAGAGAGCAAAGUUGAUCAAGAAUAAGGCCGUUAUCAAUGAAGACACACAGGGAAACGUGAGGCAGUUACAAGCUGAGGUGAAGAAGCUGAAGGAGCAGCUCGUACAGGUGCUAACUUCUCAGGGAGUGGACCGUGGAAGAGAUGUCGCGCCCGGAGGACCGGAACUCCUCAAAGAAAUCCAACAUGUAGUCUCAUACAAAGCAAAGUUUAUGGCUUCUGUUCGUCUGUGGAGGAAGCGAGACGAGGAGAAGAGGACGCUGCUGGAGAAAGUGGCUCGGCUUGAGGAGGCCUGGACCCAGAAGGACAAGUUCAUCCACUCGAGCCGAAUGAUUGUCAGGUUUCGAGAGGACCACAUCGCUCGCCUUGAGAAGAAAUUGAAGACGGAAGAAGGCUCACUGUCGGACAAGGAGUCUCAGAAUCUGAUUGAUCAGCUGAAAGAAGAGAUACAGAUCUUGAGAGACCAGGUGGACCAUCACCCAAAGAUGACGCGAUACGCAGCGGAGAACUUCAGCCUCAGGCAGGAGAACCAUCAGCUUCGUUGUCUUGAAUCGGUGGUAAAAGCUGAAGAACUUGCCGUCCAUGUUGCCGCUGAGUUGGAAGAGGCCUUCCAGAGGGCUGUGGAGAGCGAAAGACUCUCAGAGACUCCAGCCUCUGUGCCUGCAGAUACUGUCUCUGCAGCUCCGAUGGAGAGGCUGAAGGCUCAGCUGCUUCAGAAACAGUCGGACCUCACAGGUGCCCUUCAGGCCUUUGAGGUGUUCAAAGAGAUCACCAACAAACAGAUGUCACAGCUGGAGUCUGAGAAAAGAUAUCUUGACAAGUCCAACAGGCAUUUAGAAAACAUUUUGGAAGCCACAACCGCUUGCAAAAAUAAGGAGGUCUCUGAGCUGAACAGAAUUCACGUUGAAACUAUAAAGAUUCUCACCACGCCCACCAACGCGUACAACUUGCGGACCCGUCUUGUGCCUCUCUCCAGCCCAGACCACCUGAAUGGGGCAGACGACAUCUGGACCGAGCAGCCUCCUUCAGACAUGACUGAGAUGGCCUUGACUGAGGAACUCUGUCAAGUGCAGGAACAAGCUGGCCGUGCUCAAACACAGUUCAAUGAGGAGGAGCUAAAGAACAGCAAGCUGUUGCAGAAAAUUACAAAACUCGAGGAGCAGCUCACUGUGACAUCACAAGAGUCUGACCGCAAGGAUGAGCUACUUUCUUCUGAGCGAGCCAUCAGAAACAGAGAUCACCUCAACCUGCAAGAAACUGUCCAUGAGCUGCAACAGAGCCUUCAGUCUGAACAGCAAGCUGCAGAGCUGCUGAGGAGUGAGAUCCGUGAUCUACGUCUGGUGCUGCAGUCGUCGGACACAGAGCUGGCCGCUGUGAGGAACGACCUGAGAGACGACCAGAGCGAGAAGCAGAGAGAGAUGAGCCAGCUCUCCAACAGUCUGAUCAGCACACAGCUCCAACUUGACAAAGUCCAGCUGGAGUGGGAGCAGCUUCUGGAGCAGCACCGGACACUGCAGGAUGCAUUCGACCAGCUCCAAGCUGAGGCCAAGUUUGAGGCUGAUCAGGCAAGACAGCAGCUGCAGGACAGGCAGCAGGAGAUCGAUGAAAUGAAGGCACAGCUCACGGAGUUGAAUAAUUCUCUGCAGACUGAGCAAGAGCACACAAGCACCCUGGUCUCCCAGUUAAGAGAAAACAAAGAGAGUACAUCAAAAGAACUGAUAGAAACAGUGCAGCAGAAUACACAGCUUAGGAAACAAGUCUCAGACCAACACCAACAACAGGCAUCCAAAAUUAGCGAUCUUGAGCAAAAUGUAAACUCCACCAACGAAACGAUAAAAGGCUUGGAACAGAAGAUUGAACAGGACAAAGAUGUUGUUUUAGAUCUCAUCAAGCAGACCAGAGACCUCCGCAGUGAGCUGAGCCAGAGGGACCAGACCAUCACCCACCUGUCUGGAGACAUCACAGACAUCACAGCCAAGUUCAAUGCUGCCUGCCUUGACAGGGAGGAUAUCCGGGAGCAAAACUCUAAGAUGCAAGCAGAGAGCUGUGAUCUGAAAGAAGCUUUAGACCGGCGGGGAGCAUCCAACAAAAUAGAGGUGGAGGUGUUGCAGGAGGAGGUUGUUUAUGCCACUGAGGAGGUCGAGAGACUCACUAAGGUUCUAGAUGAGCAGACCAGUCUCUUCCAAGCCUCUCAAGAGCAAACCGCCCAGAAGGACGUCAUGAUACAGAAUCUACAGCAGAAGAUGCAACAACAGCAAGAAGCUGUUGAAAGAACCAUCAGAAAUGGGAAACCCCACGUUGAUGUUACAGGCACACCGAAAUCAUUACCUCGGACACCCUGCACUCCAGGAGGUUUCAACAGGGACUGGACCCAGGUGCUAGAAAGCCAGGAGAGGGAGCUGGAGAAUCGCCGCUCCUCCAUGAUGAACCUGGAGAUUCUUUUAACGGAGCUGAACGCCGAGAGGGCGGCCAAGAAUGAGGAGAUCCAAAGGCUGAAGAUGCAGCUGAUGGAGAAAGAGACGGUCCGGAUUGAGAUCCAGUCUUUACUCGACCAGUUUUACAAGCAGAGCCAGCUGACACAGAACGGGAACAAUAACGGUGAAGAGUUGAAUGGAGCCCUCAAGCAAACAAUGCUUAAAGAGCUGCAGGAGGAGAGAGCAGAGACGAGCAAAAUAAUGCAGAAGCUCUCCGAUACUCAUAAAAGACUGCAAGCACAGGACUCGAUGUUGGCCCAGUCCCAGACCUGCGUUCAGGAGCUGACCACUGAGCUGAGGAACCGCUGCCUGGAGCUGAGCCUGAGGAUGCAGGAGGAGGAGAAACUACUGCAGGAGAACGAGGUUCUCCGUAGGCAGAAUGUUCAGCUGUCGGAGGAGAAUGGAAAACUUGUGGGGCAUAAGAACCACAAACAGAGGAUUGAAUAUCUGGUGAAGCUGAAAAAGGACAACACCAAACUUCAAGAGGAAAAUGAAAAACUCAGAACAGAGAUCUUAAUGCGGGACAACGGGGGAUGUCUGCCACUGGAGAUGACGUAAAUCCCUGAUGAUUCUUUAAUGGUUUGAAUCUUUGUCAUUUGCAUCUUUCUCAGUGAAAAAAAUCGUAUACAUUUUUUUUGUGACUGUAUUGAUGUGGUCAACUCUUUUAAAUGUUUGCAGUACAAAUACAUUGUGAUUUAUGUUCGUUUUCCAUUCAGGGAAUUUGCAGAAAUGAUUUUGCUCAUGAUGUAUUCAUAUUAUUACACCUUUUUAAAAGUUUGGCUUGUAUGCAUACUGUACCUUUACAUUGAUCUGCUAUUGCAGCAGCAUAAGACCAGCUGUGAUGAAAGCUCCAUUAGUCCAGCUCCAUCCUUGUUGGGUUUCUUUAGAUGUACAUUAGUACACCUAGACAUGUCUUGGACUACAACAAUGCUGAACAUAAUCUUAAUGUGAAAACUGAACAUUUCCGUGUUCAUAAUUUUUUAGGUGCUUGUGUCUAGUGCUGUGAUUGUUGAUCAUCUGAGUUGUAUCCAUGGUAUAUGGUUUGUUGUAUUUUUCCCAUCAUACUGAGGUGUAUAGCCACUGUCUUUUUUUAGUACAAUGAACUUUAAAAAUAAGUGUAAUACUGUAAUUAAAAUAAUU